UAUGGCUUUUCAGCGGUAUAGCGUCUCCUUGUUUGAAAUAACCUUGCUUGUUUUGCUUUUUUUCUGUGUUCAUGGUGAGGGACGCCUCAAAGGAUUUAGGAAAUACGAUCAAGUGCAGGUCAAAAGUGCAGGAACUGUCUUGGAAGAGCAAUGGUUCACACAAAAAUUGGAUCACUUCAAUGGUGCAGACAGCCGUGUAUGGAAGCAAAGAUACUUUGUGAACGACAAGUUCUACAGGAGUGGCGGUCCAGUUUUCCUGAUGAUAGGUGGAGAGGGCCCGGCCGUCCUAGCAUGGAUGGUGGAGGGCACAUGGCUAACUUAUGCCCAGAAACUGGGAGCCCUUUGUCUUAUGCUAGAACACCGCUUCUAUGGACAGAGUCACCCCACAGUUGACCUGAGCACAGAAAACCUGCGUUUCCUCAGUAGUCGUCAGGCAUUGGAAGACUUGGCACACUUCCGUACUGUCAUGGCAGAGUCCAAGGGGCUGACUGAAAAAAAGUGGGUGGCAUUUGGGGGUUCAUAUCCAGGCUCCCUUGCUGCUUGGUUCAGGUUGAAGUACCCUCACCUGGUCCAUGCUUCUGUGGCUACAAGCGCACCCAUUCAUGCUGCGGUCAACUUCCCAGAGUAUUUGGAAGUCGUGUGGCGUUCACUGGCCUCGGAGAAGCCAGAUUGCCCCCUACUGGUGAAAAAGGCUUCUGACACCCUUGUGGAGCGCCUCAAAGACCCCAAGACUUACGAUAACAUCACCAAAGACUUCAAUCUGUGCUCCAAGCUCCAGCUCCAGACAGAAAUGGACUCUUCAUACGUCCUGGAGACGCUGGCCGGAAACUUCAUGGAUGUGGUCCAGUACAAUCAAGACAACAGGGAGUUUGAGGGUGUAGUGGGCACUAACAUCACAAUCCAGGUGCUGUGUGACAUCAUGGCCGAUGCCUCAUUAGGGGACCCUUACGUUCGAUACGCUGCUGUGGCAUGCCUCAUGAUGAACACCUUCUCCAUGAAGUGCUUGGAUGUCAGCUACAGCAACUAUAUGAGAGAUAUGACAAAUACAUCCUGGGAUGGACCUGCUGCAGGGGGAGGGAGACAGUGGGUGUACCAGACUUGUACCGAGUUUGGAUUCUACCAGAGCACUGAUUCCCCCAACCAACCAUUUGAUGGAUUUCCUCUCCCAUAUCAUGUCAAACAAUGUGCAGACUUCUACAAUAUCAGCAGUAAGACACUGGUUGAGGCAGUGGCCCAGACCAAUGAGCACUAUGGCAGUUACGGCAUCCACAGCACCAGAAUAGUCUUCCCCAAUGGGUCUAUUGAUCCCUGGCAUGCCCUUGGGGUCACCCUUGACAUCAGCCCCAACCUCCCUGCUGUCUUCAUCAAAGGGACAGCCCACUGUGCCAACAUGUACCCUGCUAGAAGCCAGGAUCCUCCCCAGCUGGCUCUGGCCCGAGACCAUGUCUUCUUGCUUCUCCAGCAGUGGCUGAAGCAAUGAUUAUUAAUUGGACUUGCCCUUCAGUGGUGGUUUAAAGCCACCAAUGGGUGACCUUGGAAUGAGGUUUCUUAUGUCAUUCAAGCACUGCCAUGGUUGAGAUUCCUUGAUAAGACACUUUAACCGAUUUCAUAUGUUAAAUCUAUUGGAUGAUUUGUCGAAUAUUUGUCUGUGAGGCUGAGAUGAAUGUGAUCGGAAAAAUAAAAGUGCUUUUUUUUCUAUGACUUUAGUGUCUGGUCUCUGCAUAUUAAGUUUUGCUGCUAUAUAAUA
Lampris incognitus (smalleye Pacific opah) is the source of this 1747-nucleotide messenger RNA. It is a transcript of the gene prss59, whose product is annotated as serine protease 16. The transcript is spliced from 9 exons. Lineage: Eukaryota; Metazoa; Chordata; Actinopteri; Lampriformes; Lampridae. The record is from RefSeq and is a predicted model, not a curated record. Bases 2 to 1480 code for a protein of 492 amino acids. Gene Ontology annotation, biological process: proteolysis. Gene Ontology annotation, molecular function: dipeptidyl-peptidase activity; serine-type exopeptidase activity.